UUUAUCAUAGUUUUGAGAUAAUAGAAGAAAACUCUUUUAAAUAUAUAUAUAAAAAGUAGGGAAAAAGAGAAGAGUGAAGGUGAAAUGGCAGGAGUGUGCCUGAAUCAUAUAUCUCGAGAGUCCAACGACAUAAACCGCCUUGCCAAAUUCUAUCAAGAGAUAUUUGGAUUUGAAGAAGUAGAAAGCCCCAAGUUCGGAGAGUUUAAGGUUGUAUGGCUACGUGUUCCAUCUUCUUCAUUAUAUCUUCACCUCAUCGAGCGCAACCCAUCUAACAAUCUCCCUGAAGGUCCAUGGAGUGCCACCUCUCCUGUUAAAGACCCUUCCCAUCUUCCUAGAGGCCAUCAUCUCUGUUUCUCUGUAUCCAAUUUCCAAUCCUUCCUCCAAACUCUCAAGGAUAAGGGCAUUGAGACUUUUGAGAAAUCUCUGCCUAAUGGCAAAAUCAAACAAGUUUUCUUUUUUGACCCUGAUGGUAAUGGCUUGGAGGUUGCAAGCAAGGAAGACUCCUAGUUACUUUGAUAAUGCAUGUGUUAUCUGUAAUUAAUUAUAAAUAAAAAUGCUCCUUAUUAUCAUUUAAGAACACCAAACAUAUGUUAAUGUUACAAGAACAUUUCCUCCAUCUAGAUGCUGCUGUAAUGCACCUUUAUUAAUAAAAUAAAGCUAGAUUUUGAUAAAA
Molecule: messenger RNA, 673 nt
Organism: Medicago truncatula (barrel medic)
Lineage: Eukaryota; Viridiplantae; Streptophyta; Magnoliopsida; Fabales; Fabaceae
Product: lactoylglutathione lyase
Exons: 4
Coding region: 85-507 (140 amino acids)
Source: RefSeq, a predicted model, not a curated record